Molecule: messenger RNA, 264 nt
Organism: Penicillium cosmopolitanum
Lineage: Eukaryota; Fungi; Ascomycota; Eurotiomycetes; Eurotiales; Aspergillaceae
Gene: tfb5
Product: TFIIH complex subunit TFB5
Exons: 3
Coding region: 1-264 (87 amino acids)
Biological process (GO): transcription initiation at RNA polymerase II promoter; nucleotide-excision repair; transcription by RNA polymerase II
Cellular component (GO): transcription factor TFIIH holo complex; transcription factor TFIIH core complex
Source: RefSeq, a predicted model, not a curated record
AUGCCUCGUGCCGUUCGAGGUCUGCUCAUCGAAUGCGAUCCGUCGAUCAAGUCCAUGAUCCUCAAGUACGAUGAGGAGCGACACGACUAUAUUGUGGAGGAUCUGGAUGAUGAGAAUCACUUGGUGAUCAAGGAGAGCCAGCUUCAGAACCUCAAAGUUCGACUGGAUCAGGGAGAGGACCUUGCACAACCUACGGUUGUACUAACUCCUCGGCAGGAUCUGGACGAAAAGAUCAUGCAACUGGACGAAUCCGAGUCUGAGUAA